AUGUCCCACCAUAUUCACAUGGAAGUCUUGAAGUCUAGGAUUGAACGAUACUUGAAAGACGAUACUUUUUCCCUUCAUUCGCAACGCUCAUUCGCUAACCAUGUGACUUAUAGAGUCGAUUCAUCGCUUCAUGGUCGGCUUUUGCUCCGUGUGGCUUGGUCAUCAGUGUGGGACGACGGUACCCGACAAUUCAAGGAAGUCUCUGAUUUUAAGAUGCGUUCCGAGGUCGCUACAAUGCGUUAUGUGAAAGAGCAUACCAGUAUUCCUGUCCCAGACAUUCUUGUUUACGAUCCAGAUUGGGACAGAAAAGUUGGAGGACAGUGGAUGUUGAUGAGAUAUAUUGACGGUGUCAACCCCACCUUAUUAUGGAGGUCUCUUACGGAUGAGCAAUGGGAGACACUGUGUACAUCAGUAGCGGACAUCUGGUCCCAACUUCUUCGAUUACGCUUCAAAUACAUCGGGAGCAUAUACGAACAUCAAGAAAAAUCAGAAAAUCGGUAUUUUAUUGGUCCAAUGACCUACAUUCCACAAGCUGGAACUCUCGCAUCCCCAGAGGCUGCAACAUCUGGCCCAUUUUCAUCUUCCAGACAGUGGCUCGUAGCUGUGGCUAACGGCAAACUAUCCCCCACUCGAAAUAUUCCACCAGACGUCGACCACGAGCAGGAACGCAAGUGGCGGGAAACCGCUAUCGACAUCGUGCAGAAAUCACAUUUGCUUGACUCUCAGAUUCUUGACCACGAGCAGAUCGUCCUGUCCCACAUGGACUACUCACUGCAUAACAUCCUGGUCGAUCGUGACGACCCGACUCGCGUUAUCGCAGUGGUGGACUGGGAGGGCACACGAACCGUUCCUAUGUGGGCUGCCAAUCCGACUUUCCGAUGGCCAUUCUUACUUUCAGAUUCCAAAGUCAGCCACCUUCGACAGGUAAUGAGGGGUCGUAUAGCGAGCCAGGUACCCGGAUGGGAGUUCGCAACCGGGGACAGCUGCAACGCCCUUCGUUUGUUAGAAAGGCGAGCGGAGUGUAGUGAUAUGGAUCCUUCGGUGUACGACAUUGGGAAACCAGUCUUACACAAGAUGUCAUGGCUAGAUGCGCGUUGUCUUGUUUUCUAG
Guyanagaster necrorhizus is the source of this 1110-nucleotide messenger RNA. RefSeq lists its product as uncharacterized. The transcript is spliced from 5 exons. Lineage: Eukaryota; Fungi; Basidiomycota; Agaricomycetes; Agaricales; Physalacriaceae. The record is from RefSeq and is a predicted model, not a curated record. Bases 1 to 1110 code for a protein of 369 amino acids.